AUGAGGCGGCCCCUGGCGGCGGAGCUGCUGCUGCUGCUGCUGCUGCUGCUGCUGCUGCUGCUGCAGCUGCGGUCUGGGACGCAGGGGGCCAAGGUGUCCAGAGCCUGCGGGCGCCCGCAGAGGCUGACCCGGAUGGUGGGCGGGCAGGACGCCCUGGAGGGCGAGUGGCCCUGGCAGGUCAGCAUCCAGCACAACGGGAGCCACUUCUGCGGGGGCAGCCUCAUCACGGAGCGGUGGGUCCUCACCGCGGCGCACUGCUUCUCCAACACCUCUGAAACAUCGCUGUACCAGGUCCUGCUGGGGGCGCGGCAGCUGGUGCGGCCAGGGCCACACGCCGUGCUCGCCCGGGUGAAGCGGGUGGAGAGCAACCCCCUGUACCAGGGCAUGGCCUCCAGUGCCGACGUGGCCCUGGUGGAGCUCGAGGCACCAGUGACGUUCACCAACUACAUCCUGCCCGUGUGCGUGCCCGACCCCUCCGUCAGCUUUGAGACGGGCACAAACUGCUGGGUCACGGGCUGGGGCAGCCCCAGUGAGCAAGACAACCUGCCCAACCCCCGGAUCCUGCAGAAGCUGGCCGUGCCCAUCAUCGACACGCCCAAGUGCAACCUGCUCUACAGCAAGGACGCCGAGUCUGGCUUCCAGCCCAAAACCAUUAAGGACGACAUGGUCUGUGCCGGCUUCGCCGAGGGCAAGAAGGAUGCCUGCAAGGGCGACUCCGGAGGCCCCCUGGUGUGCCUUGUGGGCCAGUCGUGGCUGCAGGCUGGGGUGAUCAGCUGGGGCGAGGGCUGCGCCCGGGAGAACCGCCCCGGCGUCUACAUCCGGGUCACUUCCCACCACAACUGGAUCCACCGGGUCAUCCCUGAACUGCAGUUCCAGCGGGCCAGGCGGGGCGGCCAGCAGAGAGGCCCCCGUGGCCAGCAGCCCAGCGGCCGGAACCUCGCACCCUGCGGGGCUGCCCCCACUGUCCUGCUGGUCCUCCUGGCGCUGCUCACCCGCCUCUGAGCCGCCCCGGCCAGCGCUGUCCCUUUGUAAGUAGCCCUGUUGGGCCUCUCCAGUGCCCGGUUAUUUUUAUUUAUGUUCACCCAAUAAAGUCCCAGUGCCAGCACCGCUGCCGUGGGGUCCUGGGGCUGAGGUGUGUCCCGGGCGGGGAAGACGGAGGGCUGGCUUCCCAGCGGGAAGGGGCCACAGCCGGCACCCGAGGCAAGGACAUCACUGGACUCCUGGGCUACAGUGUCCCUGUGACACCUG
Molecule: messenger RNA, 1248 nt
Organism: Microcebus murinus (gray mouse lemur)
Lineage: Eukaryota; Metazoa; Chordata; Mammalia; Primates; Cheirogaleidae
Source: RefSeq, a predicted model, not a curated record